GCCCCUUGCCUAUGUCUUCCUUGGGUGAAUCGUAGGCGGGACGUGGUGUUUGUUGGGAAAUUGGUUUUACGCCCACCCCCCCAAAUUAGAUUAGUAUGGCCGAUUCAACAGAGAAGGCGGAAACUAUGAAGAACUACCACAUAGCGUCGGAAAAGAUUAACCCACUGGCCGGUCGCUUCCCUCAUUGUAUCGUGUGGACGCCCAUCCCCGUGUUGUCAUGGUUGUUCCCAUUUAUUGGACAUAUGGGCAUCUGCACUUCCACUGGAGUCAUUCGAGAUUUUGCCGGACCUUAUUUUGUCUCCGAAGACAACAUGGCUUUCGGGAAACCAACAAAGUACUGGAUGAUGGACGUAAGCAAAGUCUACGCCAGUGGCUCCAGCGCUUGGGACAUUGCCGUGCAUGAAGCUUCGGAGGAGUACAAGCACAGGAUGCACAACCUGUGUUGUGACAACUGCCACUCCCACGUGGCGAUGGCCCUGAACCUGAUGCGCUACGACAACAGCACGUCGUGGAACAUGGUCAAGCUCUGCCUCCUGGUGCUCCUGCGCGGCAAGCACGUCAGCUGCGCGGGCUUCCUGAAGACCUGGCUGCCCUUCCUCACACUGCUGGGCGUCAUUGUGACGGUGGCGCUCGCCAUCAACCUCCGGUGACCUCUCCCAGGGAACGUCGUUGGAAAACAUUGCAAAGCAUUUUUUUUUUCUUGUCCAAAAAAAGACUUUGAAAAAAAAAAACUAUAAGAGACGCAAUGAAUGUCACACACGCGCACCACGACUGCCGCGCGCCACAGAAACACCAAUAAUAAUACAAGAAUACACAUCUCUUUCUAGGAAAACCUGUUUUCAGUACUGCCCAAUAGUAUCGUCAUGCUGUUGACGUGCGCGUCAGUGCCAACUCCCGAGAUUCAAAACUGUGCCAAACACUUAUCCCCCCCCCCCUCCCCCCCCCCCCCCGACGGAUAUGUUCCAGACCUGCCUCGCCGUCGCUGUCAAGGACUGGAAAGAGUCUCAUGAUAGCAUCACUUUCAGGAAAAGAAGACUCAUGCAUACGGUUCCUCAAAUAAGUUGUUAAGAUGUUCGCUAGCCAUUUGAAGCUUCGUGAACCAAACACACUUGCACAUUUGAAACGUUCAAACGGGGCCCUGAAAUUUCAUCCAAAUGCAAGUCUGCUAGCUUAACGCUCACAUAUCACGUGAAAUGUUAGCGUCCCGAUUAUAAUCCUUCGACUCAGGCGCGUAGCUCUCCUGAUUUUUGUGCUUCAAAAUGCUCAGAAUGCCAAGACCAGCUCAACUUGAGCGCUGUUUUGGGGGGGGGGGGGGGGGGGGUUGGACAGCCUUCACUUUGCCCGUGUUAUUUUUGCCCCUUUAAUUCCACAUGAUGGUCAUCACUCCGUCUCAGUUGCCAUGGCUGUGGUUUAGCGCACCCAAAUCCCCCCAUUGUCCCCCAUCAAAUAGCUCCUUCAGCCCCCCCCCCUCUCUUCGGAAGCAGCAGGUAGCCGGGAUGGCUCCUUCCUGCUGUUUUCCGCCUCUGUACUUCAAAGUUGGCUACGGCUAGUUUUCACUCGGUGCUUUUUUUUUGCUAGCCAGCUCGCAUGCUAGGCUAACAGCCAAGUCUACAUUUACGCUCGGCGGCGCAAACAUUUCAAACGGACUCGAACGCAGGACGCGAAGCAUUAAAUGAUGCGCACAGAAAGUCAUUUGUUCACAAAUCAAUUUAAAUUCUGAAUUUAAUUAAUUGAAUUUCUUUCUUAAAAAGAUGUCCCACCGCUGUUGGUGCCUUGCAGUAACCAGGAGCCCGCAGGUCAUGGAAUGUGGAGACCUGCGGGGGAGGGGUGGGGGGGGGGGGGUGGGGGGGGCUAUUAAUAUACGCUUAGGCCGGUCCGGAGACUCCCAAACUCUCUAAUCCUAAAAACAGAACCGUAGACCAGUGCUACGCAGAACCGCGCUAUCAGGCACUCUGCGGUCAGGAAUGUAUCAACAAAUGUCUACGAAUAAAGUGUUUAUUAUUGUUCUAAAAAAAAA
Molecule: messenger RNA, 2017 nt
Organism: Hippocampus zosterae (dwarf seahorse)
Lineage: Eukaryota; Metazoa; Chordata; Actinopteri; Syngnathiformes; Syngnathidae
Gene: tmem222b
Product: transmembrane protein 222b
Exons: 6
Coding region: 96-650 (184 amino acids)
Source: RefSeq, a predicted model, not a curated record